Messenger RNA from Wyeomyia smithii (pitcher-plant mosquito), 414 nucleotides. RefSeq lists its product as uncharacterized. The transcript has a single exon. The coding region runs from base 1 to 414 and encodes 137 amino acids. Gene Ontology annotation, molecular function: RNA-DNA hybrid ribonuclease activity; nucleic acid binding. The record is from RefSeq and is a predicted model, not a curated record. NCBI's taxonomy places the organism in Eukaryota, Metazoa, Arthropoda, Insecta, Diptera, Culicidae.
AUGAAUGAGGUAAGCGUAACAGGAGCUGAACUAAUAGCGAUAAAAGUAGCGUUGGAAGUAGUCAAUGAUGAAAGUUUAGAACAGUACGUUAUUUUCACGGACUCCAAGUCAGCAUGCGAAAUCCUAGACAAUGCGAAACAACAAUCGAAACGAGAAGAGAUAAUCAACGAUAUCCUGGUGCUGGCAUCCCGCUGGAAGGUGUCCAUACAGUGGAUUCCUAGCCAUGUCGGUGAUAAAGGCAAUGAUUUGGCAGACGACCUUGCCAAGCAAGGAGCAGAGGGAAAACACUGCGAAACAUUGGAUAAUUCCAUAUCAUAUAGCGAUGUGUACUUGAUCCUGAAAAAACGAAAACAAUUUCAAGCUAACGAUUGGUACAAAGAAUAUGGAAAGGAAAAAGGAAAAAAACCUUCAUAG